AUCCAGUUUUUUUUUUUUUUAGUCCUCACCUUUUAUCAACCUUUUCGGCUUCCCCUUCGAUAACGAUCUCCGCCUGUUUCAGCGACUAUAAUCUCCGGCCGUUCGAUUUUUCUCGUGGAGUGUCUAUCAAAGCUAUGCCUAAAAGAUUAGCAGAAGCGCCUCCUUCAUCUGAAACCUUAAGAGUCAGACAUGCAGACUCUUUUGGUAGCUACAGAUCUCAAGUAGCUGAGUUCUUGUCUCAAGAAGAGAGGAUCUCGCUUCAUGAUUUACAAGCCACUGUGAGGCAUUCCAACACCGCAAUAGGAGCUGGGAUGUCAAAUCUCAAUAAAGAGAAAUUGAAUGUCUUGUUGAGGCAGUGCGUGAAGAACCUGACUCCAGAAAUCGAUGAGAUGCAGCAACGUGUAUGCCGCAUGCACCUAAUUUCACAGAUGGCAAACAAUUGUGCGUCUUCUUCUCCAAGCAUUUUACAGUCUAUUGUUGUUCCUGAUGAAUCCGGAGGGGCAACAGAAGAUGAUAUACAGAAUCUGGUAUCUGACCUUGAUCUUGUCAAGAGAUUAAUGUCCCAGGAUUCACAUGCUCUUCUUUCCGAGCUGGAGAAUAUGCAGCAGGAACUCGAAAACCUUCUUGACGAUGUAGUGGCCACUUGCAGACCUAUGACUCAUGGUGAAAAGCGAGAUCUUCAGAAAUCAAUCAAAGAGCUACCUGAAGGAAAUCUUCACCGCAUCGCCGAAAUAGUGGCAAAUCAUUGCAUAAGAUCUGGCAAAGAGUUCUUUGAUGAGGUUAUAGUCAACCUGGAACAGUCGCAGGACAACAUAAUGCUAUGGAGAUUGCAUUUCUAUGUAGGAGCAGUCAAGAAUGCUCGGAAGCUCGGUCGCUAGCUUAGGCUGGACUGUUCAAUACGGUCUGGAUUAUGGCCGGUUUAGUGUAGAUUCUGGUUUUCUUUUUUCUUUUCCUUUUCAUAUCAGUCCAGUGCUAUGCCGAGUUGGUCUUACAUGGACGGGUUUUCAACCGGUUCUGAUUUUGCAAGACUUUGAUCAAAUUAUUGAAAUGGCCGGU
This is a messenger RNA of Eutrema salsugineum, 1056 nucleotides long. RefSeq lists its product as uncharacterized. Lineage: Eukaryota; Viridiplantae; Streptophyta; Magnoliopsida; Brassicales; Brassicaceae. The coding region runs from base 135 to 878 and encodes 247 amino acids. The record is from RefSeq and is a predicted model, not a curated record. The transcript is spliced from 7 exons.